GGCGCUCCGGCCACCAACGCGACCGUGCCGCCGGCGCUUGCCAGAAAGAUCGAGGCGCGUGCCGCGGCCGUCGAGCGGCAGGCCGCCCGCGACAACGCAAAGGACCCGCGGCUCUCGGACUCGUGGAGGCUGGUAUACUCCAAUGGACGCGAGAUCACGAACCUUGCGACUGGUUUGCCACUGGGCUUUGUGCUCGGGAAGACCUAUCAGCCAGUUGACGUGCAGACCGGAAGGUUCGAGAACCAAGGCCUCGUCGAGCACAGGCUCGGGCUGGCGCGCGCCUCAACACUCGUUAUCGGCGACGUGCGGCUCGCGCCGCCCGGCACGCUCAACGCGGCGGGAACGCGCAACGAGCGCGGCAACCGGGUCGAUGUCGACUUUCGACGCCUUACCUUUGGGCUCGACGCCGUCCUCGGGAAGCCGCUCGAGACGCCUUUGCGCAAGGUGGUCGUCACCCGACAGAACCCGGACGCAGCGCAGCCGGCCAACGACGUGACCUACCUGGACGCCACCUGCCGCAUCACUCGCGGCGGUGACGAUGCGCUCUUCAUC
Emiliania huxleyi CCMP1516 is the source of this 552-nucleotide messenger RNA. RefSeq lists its product as hypothetical. The transcript has a single exon. The annotation marks the transcript as partial. The record is from RefSeq and is a predicted model, not a curated record. Lineage: Eukaryota; Haptophyta; Isochrysidales; Noelaerhabdaceae.